AUGGAGAACAACAUUCUCCUGAAUCAUAUUCUAUGUUCUUUGGGAUUCGAGACGUACAUGACUGGCGCGCGCUUGUACAGAAACCAUCAAAGUCAUAAUCCUGGCUGGUCUGGUUGGGAGCAUGCUAUCAUUAUAGUCACUAUACCUGAAGACAAAACUCGCUACGUUGUUGACGUCGGAUAUGGAGGCCAUGGUCCACGAUGCCCUCUCCCACUUCCUAGUUCGGAACUCCAGGGGACAAGCUCAUCCGGCUACGUCAUUCACAAUAUCGGAACACAGGACAUGCGCCUACAACACAACGACCUGGAUGCGCAGAUGAAGAGACACUGGGUAUAUCAGAUUCGCAACAGCCCGGAACAGAUGUGGAACGAUGUCUACGCUUUCACCGAGAUAGAAUUCACUCACAAGGAUUUCGAAGUGAUGAACUUCUUGAACUUCUUCACUAGCAAGAGCCCCCAGUGCUCCCUUACGACGCAGCUUCUUGUGGUCAAGUUCUUGCGGAGUGACGAUGACAAAUGUGAUGUUGUCGGCAAGGUGGUUCUAGAUCAAGCAAAGCUCAAAGAGUAUCGCGACGGCAAGCAUGGUCUGGUCAAAGUAUGCGAAUCAGAAAGUGAACGAAUUCAAGUACUGCGCGAUUUCUUCGGAAUUGUUGUUGAACAAGAAGACAAAAGUUUCAUUUCGACACGCUCGUCUCUCGAUACAGCAUGA
Molecule: messenger RNA, 708 nt
Organism: Pestalotiopsis fici W106-1
Lineage: Eukaryota; Fungi; Ascomycota; Sordariomycetes; Amphisphaeriales; Sporocadaceae
Exons: 2
Coding region: 1-708 (235 amino acids)
Molecular function (GO): acetyltransferase activity
Source: RefSeq, a predicted model, not a curated record